GUUGACUUCUUUGAACGCAGAGGCGGCAAAAGAUGGUGCAGCAGCGGGCAGUUGAAGGCCGAGGGGGCAGGGCGGUGGGGGGUGCGGCGGAGGUAGGGCAGCCGGCAUUGAGUGACGAUUGACUUUUAGCUCGGUACGCGGAGCGUUUCGCCGCACGAUGGGUGCCAGGUCGGAGCAGCUGUUGAUCGUCGUGUCCGUCCUGGAAGGGCGAUAUUUUCCAAAACGUUAUCGACAUAAAGUAGUCGUAGAAGCCCGAUUUGAUGGAGAGUUGCUUGCCACAGAUCCAGUUGACCAUAAAAGUCAGCCUGACUUUGUAACAGAGCUUGCAUGGGAACUUGACAGAAGAUCGUUAUAUCAGCACAGGUUACAGCGGACGCCAAUCAAGUUAUAUUGUUAUGCAAUUGAUUCUCUGACAUUAGCAAAGGAAUCUGUUGGCUACAUAAUUUUGGAUCUGAGGUCUGUUCAAGAGGGUAAGCAGGCAGUUAAAUGGUAUCCCUUGCUUAGUAGCAAGUACACAAAAAGUAAACCGGAGAUCAAGAUUGGCAUCGUAUUGGAGACUGAUACUAAGCCACAAGUGGAAGCUUUUAAAGCCAGAGAGGCACCACCAAGGGAGGGAAGAGUGAUUGAAACGUUGCCGCCUUCCUUGCUGGAUGUAAACCCCAAAUCUCUAACAGCAAUUCUGAAUGAAGAAGAAAGCUAUUAUCAGAUCGGUCCGGCAGAAUACUGUACUGAUUUCUUUGUGCUUUCUGUGACCAUUGCAUUUGCAACGCAACUAGAACAGUUAAUUCCAAGCACAAUUAAGCUGCCAGAUGAAAGACCUGAAUUUUUCUUUUACUAUACUUUGCUGGGAAAUGAUGUCACCAAUGAUCCUUUCACUGAUCUGAUAAACCCAAAUUUUGCACCUGAACGAGCUUCAGUGAAGAUUCGUAGUCAAAGAGAAAUUCUACGUUUAUUCUUAGCUGCUCAACCAAGCCUGCAGAUACAUUUGUGCUGUGGUGAUAGGUCACUGGGCAGUACGGAGGUAUCAUUAGGAGGAUUAUUAAAAGAAGACCAUGAAAUAGAUAAGCAUCCUGCUGCAGUUGAAGGAGCAUUUACUCUGGUGCCACCUGAGAAAACAAAACAGCAAUUGCCUCCUCUGCCACUUGAAUUAUCUCCAACAGUGGGAGUGUCAGUUGCACUUAGAAAAGAAGGAAUAAUUUCUCAGCCAUCUAGUCCAGUUAAAAUGGAACCUGAACCCAAGUCUCCAGUUAUGCAGAGAAUUGUAUCUCCUCAAACUGCUAAGACUUCCAUUCCUGAGCAAUACAAGUCUUCCUUUGCUGAGCAAGCGACAAAGACAGUUGAAGCCGGAAGCAUGACUCCUGAGCGUAGUGAUUCCCCUCCCAGCAGAGAUCAGGCAACAGAAAAUGAGGUGAAUAGUCUGCAAGAAGAAGAGAACCAAAGGGCACGGAAUGUAAAGCAACUAAUAGAACAGAAUACUGGUUCAACAUUUAAUUCUAAACCGAAGUCACCUCGAGCUGCUAAACCUUCCCAAGCAGGUCCUGCAUUGGAUUCACAAUUUUGUCCUGCUCCUGUUUCAAAUGAAUCUGAUUCUACGUCAGCACCAAAGAUCUCCAUUCCAGCAUCAGCACAUCACUUCUGCUUUGCUCUGGAUAUAAGAAGUAUUGCACGGUUGGAUGUCAGUUUUGCCAUUAACUGUGUAGUAAGAUACACCUACCCAUUUUUUGGUACUGCGGCACCAAUCAUCACAAAUCCUCCAGUUGAAGUAAAGAAAAAUAUGGAAGUGAUCUUUCCUCAGUCAUUUUGUGCAUUUGACUUUGCAGUAUUACCUCAUCAACUGCAAGAUACAUUUUUCAGGUUACCCUUGUUAAUUGAAGUGUGGCACAAGGAUAAAAUGACUAAAGAUCUGCUGUUGGGUGUAGCAAGACUGAAGCUGUCAAAUGUUCUAACGGCAGAUAAAACCCGCUUCUUGGGUCCAUCAGGUGAUCAGUGCUGGCGACAAACCUAUAGUGAAAGGAUUCCGGUUAUAUCAGCACAAGGGCCAAGUAACCAAAUUGCUGAACUUUAUUACUCCAUGACUUUGGAGGAUUAUGGUUUUGUGAAAACUCAGCAUGUCACUAUAAGUGAUUCUUCUCAGAGUGCAAACAUUGGACCACAGCAACCAAGUGAUCUUCCAGCUAAGCCAGUACAUCUUUCAGAACCAGUCCCUCAUCCUGAACCACGAGACUCAAUGGAAUAUAAGGCAGCAUUGGAGUUGGAAAUGUGGAAAGAGCUACAAGAAAAUUUGUUUGAGAACCAGUUGAAACAAAAAGAGCUGGCACAUAUGCAGGCCCUUGCUGAGGAGUGGAAGAAGCGAGACAGAGAAAGGGAAGCUCUUGUGAAGAAAAAGGUGAUUGAAUAUGCUGCGCUAGAGGAACAGCUACAAAAAACAUUAGCUGAUUUGGAGAAGAGAGAGCGCCACUUUGCUAAUGGUGAAAUGGAGCUUCAAAGACUGCGAAAAGAAUUACAAGAUGAUCAUGAUUGGAACUUAAGAGAAAUGCAGGACAACACACGGCGUUCCAUUGCAGAUGCUGCCCAUCAGGUGGAAUUGGAAAGGUCAAAGUUGAAUCAGUUGCAGGAUGAUAAGUUGCGUUUACAGCAACAGCUCCACGAAGCAGAACAGAAGUAUAAAUUGCUUGAGAAGGAGUUUCAUCAGUACAAGGAACAGCAGAGCAGCAAGCCUGAAAUUCGACUUCAAUCGGAGAUCAAUCUAUUGACUCUAGAAAAGGUGGAACUUGAAAGGAAAUUGGAUUCGGCCACAAAAUCCAAACUGCAUUAUAAACAACAGUGGGGGCGAGCCUUGAAAGAAUUGGCACGCUUGAAACAGCGUGAGCAAGAAAAUGCCAUGGCAAGACUCAAAAAGCAACAGCAAGAACUGGAACAUAUGAGGUUACGAUAUCUUGCAGCAGAGGAAAAAGAAGUGGUUAAAACUGACCGACAAGAAUUGGAGGAAAUUAGGAAUGAAUUGAACAGGUUAAAACUGCAAGAAGAUAAAAAACAAGCCUCUGUGCAGCGACCUCCUACUGGUGGGGAAGAGGCUGGAGAUCAUGUUCAACAUCCAGAUGAAGCCUUGGACAAUUAUCUCACACGGCUCAUAGAAGAAAGAGACACUUUGCUAAGGACAGGGGUAUAUACGCACGAGGACCGGAUUAUCCGUGAACUUGAUAGACAAAUACGUGAAACUAUGGUGAAGCGAGGUGGUCACACUUGAGGAUAGUGGUAUUUCAUUGCAAUCUUUGGACAGAGUACUCAUAUUAUCCCUAUUGACUCUGAUGCUGUCAGCUAAUUCUUUUCCUUUCGUAUAAAAUCAGCCUGUCUUAUGAAGACUCAAAUUAAUCUUCUGAUAUCAUUUUGGUUUAUUUUUUGACUCUUAUGAAACUUUGUUUUAGAAAGCAUCACUUCACACUGAACUAGAAAGUGUUUUAUAUGUACAGUGAUUUUCUACAGAAGUGUUUUUAAUCAAUCUGUAAAUAGCUAUAUUUUGGAGAGCAAACUUUAUUCGAUUCAUUUAAAAAGUGCUGGCUGAUGGCUUAGUGGCAUCAGUGCCGGACUUUGGAGCGAAGGCUCCCAAGUUUGAAUCCAGCAGGCUCCCUUGCAUGCUUUCCACCCAUGCUAGGUUGAGUGUCGAGCUAGCAACUCGGCCUCGUAAAAAUAAGAAAGCCUGCUUAAAAGAAACGCCGUCAUGACGGCGUCCCGAUGACUCCACUCAGAGUUAAGGGCUUUCUUCUUUCUUCCUUAAGAAGUAAUAAAUUUUAAGUAUUUUUCUGUAAAUGCAGAUGGAUCUCUAGAUUGAUAAGCCAAAUAAAUACAAAACAAACCUGUCAGUAAGAACAGUGUUCACAUUUAAGACAGUGUUUGAUCCAGAGAAAAGCAUUUAUUUUUGGAGCAGAAUUGGGAGGUAUGGUGAUCGUUUCCACAGCAGGUUUGUUCCAGGUAAACAGCAAUAAAUUCUUAAGUAAUAAUUCAGAUAUACUUAACUUUUGCAACAUUACAGAUAUUUUAAUUCUUCCUUUCACAGAACAAGAUGGAUUAGCUUCAAUUGUUAUACUUUAUGAAGGUAACUCCACUUGGAACACAAGAUGCCUUGUUGACUAUGGUUAACUGUCCUUUAUCACGUGUUGUUUAUCUACCAUCUUUUACCCGGGAAUACGUUUUCUAAAAUGUGACUUCAUUUCUUUAAGAUACCAUUAUAAUUUGAUUUACUAUAGUGGUGCGUAAAGAAAAGUCUUGAUAAUUUAAAUGUACUUAUUUGUGAAAAUACUUCAAAGGUUGUUGUUAAACAAACUAGAAAAUAGCACACUCAUUCUCAAAGCCUAAAAUAAAUCAGCAUUGGUACUUAUCAGUAUAGAUUUUACAUUAUCCACUCAAACACAAGUGUUAAACAUUUGAUUAUAGUUUGGUUUCAUGGCAAAUGAGUUUAUCUUCUAUUAUAAUUGUCACAUGAUAAUUUGUUCUCAAUAUACAAUAAGACUGACACCUUGCUGCAAGUUGGGGAUGAAGUAACAAAGUGGGAGUAGUUAAUAAGCCCAAGUAUAUGAGUUUGCCUAAUCCUUAGAAAUCGUAUUCUAGUUUAGAUUUUAUGUGGCAAAGAAUGAGAGAUACUACUGAAAUUAUAUCCUAAUUUUAUAACAAUUAGAAAUUAUCUGACAUCUGAAAAUCAGGGAAUUGUAUACAAUUGAAAUUUCUCUCAGGACCACUUCCUUUCCUUCCUGUAAAAGUGCACACAUUUUAUAAAAUUGUAACUAACGUUACCAGCAAUAAACAUUGAUACUAUGUAGUAGAAUCAGGAUAUAUCAUGGUACUGUGAAGAACAAAACCUGCUGUUUAAAUCUCAAUUUAAGAUACUUGUGAAGUUCCGUUAUCAAGCAGCAGAGGGGGCUGCAUCUUCAGAAUAAUCCUUGUCUUUGAGCAUGGUGCAUGUGAAAUUCCACACCUUAAUCCUGGUUUUGUUUGCCCUUUCCAUGGAAGUUGAUACUGUUGAUUGUAAAUGUGAACAGACUUAAAACUUGCUAACUUUCAAUGUGAUAUUUUGUGCUUUAAUUGUGUUGAUGUUUGCUUUUGUUUUAUAAACAUGGUUAGUUUCAAUAAAUUAAUUUGUUGCAAGAUAUUUUAUUUUAUUAAACUGUCAGUGUUUCCUUUGGAGAUUCCCAUAGAAUAUUUUAAUCAUUAAACACAACUGUUAGAUGACAUUAUCCAGUGUGAAUUUGAUGAAUUUAGGAUGAAUAAAAUAACAUUAUGGUGUUAUGAAUAUUUGAAUAUUGCAGUAAUAAUUUUCCCUGGUUGUAUCUGGCAAACAUUGAUCUCCAGCAUCCAAAGGUUGAAUUAUGAAGAAAGCGUGAAAGCAGCUGUGAUCCUGCAAUCUUAGAACCAUGUAAAUGUAGACAAGAUGGUAAAUAUUGUGCAGGGUUAAUCUGGAGCCUUCUUUCAAAAGGAUUCAUGAUACCAGAAGAGGGCCAUUUAAAACAGUGGAACAUAGAACAGUUCUUGGGCCCAUGAUGUUGUGUGGACCUUUUAACAUAAAGUGGUGCUAGAAAGUUUGUGAAACCUGUGGAAUUUUCUAUAUACCUGCAGGAAUAUGACCUAAAAUGUGACCAGAUCUUCACGCAAGUCCUAAAAUUAGAUGGAGAACCCAAUGAAAUAAAAAAACC
This is a messenger RNA of Mobula hypostoma (lesser devil ray), 5684 nucleotides long. RefSeq names its product centrosomal protein 120 (gene cep120). Gene Ontology annotation, biological process: interkinetic nuclear migration; positive regulation of centriole elongation; centrosome cycle. The record is from RefSeq and is a predicted model, not a curated record. Gene Ontology annotation, cellular component: centriole; centrosome. NCBI's taxonomy places the organism in Eukaryota, Metazoa, Chordata, Chondrichthyes, Myliobatiformes, Myliobatidae. The coding region runs from base 158 to 3247 and encodes 1029 amino acids. The transcript has 21 exons.